Molecule: messenger RNA, 957 nt
Organism: Protomyces lactucae-debilis
Lineage: Eukaryota; Fungi; Ascomycota; Taphrinomycetes; Taphrinales; Protomycetaceae
Exons: 1
Coding region: 1-957 (318 amino acids)
Cellular component (GO): oligosaccharyltransferase complex
Source: RefSeq, a predicted model, not a curated record
AUGAAGCUCAUUGUGGCCUUGUCUCUCGUGUCUGCCACGUUGGCAGCCGUGUCUGACCUGCCCGUUGACAGUCAUGGUCUCGUUCAGCUCAAUGACAAGCGCUACACAGCCCUGACUGCCGUUCCGCGCGAACAUUACUCUGUUGUCCUCCUCACGGCCCUUGGCUCGCAAUACAACUGUGCGUUCUGCAAGGAGUUUGAUCCGCAGUUCAAGGCUAUCGGGUCUACAGUUCGUGCAGCGCAGGCGUCGCGUGGCAAAAACACACCAGAAAUCAUCUUGGGCAAUUUGGAUUUCAGUGCUGGCCAAGAGACUUUUCAGAAGCUGCAAAUCGCUAGUGCUCCCAACCUUUGGAUCUAUCCGCCCACCAAGGGCCCUCACGCCAAGGUUGCCAAUGAGAAUGAGUCUCCUGAGCCUAUUCGAUUUGAUUUCGCUGGUAGUUCGCCUGAAGAGCUUGGCGAUCAGGCCAUGGAAUGGAUCAGCCAGAUCACAGGCACAAAGAUGAAGAUCAAGCGUCCAUUCGACUACUUGAAGUUUACACGCAUGGUGGUGAGCAUUGCAGCAAUUAUCGGCAGUCUCUACAUAUUCUACGCUGUCGCUGGAACCAUCUUCUACUCUCGCCAUUUCUGGGCAGUCUUGACAAUUGGCGCUAUCCUCAUCUUCAACGGCGGUCAGAUGUUUACUCAGAUUCGACACAUGCCAUACAGUAGCCGUGGUGGCUACGUCGCUCAAGGCUUCCAAGAACAAUUUGGCGCCGAGGUGCACAUUGUUGCUGCGACAUAUGCCAUCCUUGCCUUCUCCACCAUUUCCUUGGCGAUCAGUGUCCCACGUAUCAAGCACGAAGGCACACAAGCUAUGCUUGCAGGCGUGUGGGUAGUGAUUCAAGUGAUGGUCUUUAGCUUCUUGCUCCAGCUCUUCCGACAGAAGAAUGGUGGCUACCCCUUCAAACUUCUUUUAUAG